AUGGAGAUCGAUAGAGAAGAUGGCAGAACGCCGAAUCAACUGAGACCUCUUGCUUGUUCCCGUAGCAUCCUUCAUCGUCCUCAUGGCUCUGCUAGCUGGUCGCAAGGGGAUACGAAAGUUCUAGCUGCGGCUUAUGGACCUAAAGCAGGAACGAAGAAGAACGAGGAUCCUGAGAAGGCUUGCUUUGAAGUCAUAUGGAAGCCUAAAUCCGGGCAGAUUGGAAAAGUCGAAAAGGAGUAUGAGAUGAUACUAAAAAAGACGAUACAGAGUAUUUGUGUUUUGACAGUUAAUCCUAAUACCACCACGUCAGUGAUAAUUCAGGUUGUACAUGAUGAUGGUUCUCUCCUACCGUGCGCCAUAAAUGCAGCAUGUGCAGCGCUUGUAGAUGCAGGAAUUCCUAUGAAGCAUCUUGCUGUUGCUAUAUGUUGUUGCCUGGCUGAUAAGGGAUAUGUCGUACUCGAUCCAAACAAGCUUGAAGAAAAGAAAAUGACGGCCUUCGCUUAUUUAGUCUUUCCAAAUACAACUCUCUCUGUUCUUCCUAAAGGAUCAUCAGUAGUGGAAGAUGAGCCGGUAGAGCAUGGGAUCAUUACAUCAGUUACAAAUGGAGUAAUGUCAGUGGACGAUUAUUUCCUGUGUGUAGAGAACGGCCGUGCUGCUACAGCUAGUUUAUCUUCAUUUUUCAGGAAGAACUUCCAACAAAGCCAAAAAAAUUCAUCCAAAGCUGGGUGA
Arabis nemorensis is the source of this 729-nucleotide messenger RNA. The record is from the annotation of a GenBank genome assembly. NCBI's taxonomy places the organism in Eukaryota, Viridiplantae, Streptophyta, Magnoliopsida, Brassicales, Brassicaceae.